UUUGUUUCUGAGGGUGAGAAGUGUCCUUUUAUCAGUAAAACUAAAUAUAAUGGUGAUAGCAAGUAAAUGCAGGUGUGAUGCACAGCGAAAUUGGCGAAGCGUAUCAUAGAGCUCCAUGUGGCAGUACUUCUUAUCAAAAUCAUCGAUAAGAACUGAGUAUUUUUCUCUGCUCCACGUCAAUCAGUUUUUUGAAUACCCUCAUCCCAGACAAUAAUGUUCUUCAAGACAAUAUUUGCCUUACUCUUCUACCUCAUUUACACUACUGACCUUUUGCACGGGAAGAGGAUUCUUGCUGUCUUUCCGGUUCCCAAGAAAUCACAUUUCUUCAUUGGGGAAGCACUGGUCCGGGAACUGGAGAGUCGAGGUCAUCAGAUCACUUUUCUUACCUCAUUUCGAGUGCGAGAGAAAAAGGAAAAGAUUCAGGAAAUCUUCUUAAACGGCACAGAAAAAUUUGUCCGGACUGAUGAAUAUCUGCAAGAUCUUCAUCAAUCUCAUUCUGUACUAGAGGCCAUCACUCAGUCCAUCUAUGCCUCAGCUGAAUUGGUCAAUUUCACUCUUAGUCAUCCAGAAGUUCAGAAACUCCUCCGAUCAGAUGCAACCUUCGAUCUUCUCCUCGUGGACUCCUUCAUGAUGGAUGCCCUUUUGGGAUUUGCUCAUCACUACAAAGUGCCUUCGGUGGUAGUUUGCACAACAUCCACAACAAAAUGGACAGACGAAAUGGUGAGAAAUCCCUACAAUCCUGCCUACAAUCCCAAUCCGUUUCUGGGAUCCUCAAAUCGCAUGACACUAGCCGAGAGGAUUGUCAAUACCCUGCUAUCUCUCUUUGUGGAGAUUAGUUACCAGUACUUGUACUUACCGGGACAGGAAGCCCUCUAUCAGCGAUUCUUCUCUCCCCUUCAGCCCAAAGGUGAAAAGUUGCCUAGUCUCGAACAAUUGAUUCACAAUGUGAGUUCUGUCUUUGUUAACUCCCAUCCUGGCUUUCACUAUCCACGUGCACUGAUGCCCAAUGUCGUGGAGAUUGGUGGCAUUCACAUACGAACACCCAAAGAGUUGCCCAUAGACGUUCUGAACCUCUAUGAAAAGGCCAAGGAUGGCGUAGUAAUAUUCAGUAUGGGUACAGAUAUCCGGAGCGCGGAUAUGAGCAAAGACAAGAUCGAUGCUUUCAAUCGUGUAUUCAAGGGAAUGCCAGAAGUUGGUGUAUUCUGGAAAUGGGAUAUUCCUAAGAUGGACGAGCAGCCGUACAAUGUUAUCAUAGGGGCAUGGAUGCCACAGUAUGACCUUCUAAUGCAACAACAUAACGCCAAACUUCUCAUCACUCAUGGAGGGCUCCUUAGUAUUUACGAAGCUAUCUACUCUGGGGUCCCUGUCCUGGGCAUCCCUAUGCACGGGGAUCAGCAUUUCAAUCUGCGAAUGGCUGUGGAAGGUGGAUUUGGGCGAAUUUUAAACUACGAUGACCUCUCUGAGAAUACAAUCCAAGAAGCCGUGGAGGAUAUGCUGAAAAAUGAUACUUACCGUUUUAAUGUCGAAAAAGUCCGGAAGCUAGUCAGAGACAUUCACCCGCCACCCCAUGAGAAGGCCAUGCAGUACAUUGAGAUGGUGUUGAAAACCCGUGGAGCUACACAUUUACGCUCUUCAGCUCUUGAUUUGGCCAUUUGGCAACUCUACUUAGUCGAUGUGACCUUGAUUAUUGUCGCCGGUUGUCUUCUCAUCCUUGCCAUUCCUGCAGCAAUUAUCGGAAUUGUUUUGCGUCGCAGCUACAACAGCAGUAAUGCAAUUAGAAAGGAUAAGCAGAGGAAGAGAUCAAGUAAAGACAACGGCAAAAAGGAAAAAUAGUAGUUCAGAAAAUGGUGAUGGCAAAGGAUAUUUUUUUACACAGGGGAUUUUUUUUUGUGCCAUAUACAUAUGAAUUUGUUAUUCCAUACCUGUGCUGGUCCACUUUUUAUACACAACAAGGUUUAAAGUUUAAUAAAAUCACAAAAGUUGCAA
Phlebotomus papatasi is the source of this 1986-nucleotide messenger RNA. Its product is annotated as UDP-glucosyltransferase 2-like. The transcript is spliced from 3 exons. Bases 214 to 1833 code for a protein of 539 amino acids. The record is from RefSeq and is a predicted model, not a curated record. NCBI's taxonomy places the organism in Eukaryota, Metazoa, Arthropoda, Insecta, Diptera, Psychodidae. Gene Ontology annotation, molecular function: UDP-glycosyltransferase activity.